CUUUUUUUGCGCAUGCGCGCCGGACUGGUAAAGGCGAACACAAUGGCGGACGAAAACAAAGUAAACGACGAGUUCUCGGCGUAUUUUUCUUCUCUAGAUAGCGUAUCACAGGAUCGUUAUAAGAGUAAGUUGAUGGUUGAUGGUGUCAGAUUGCCAGAUCCACACAGCAAAAGCCUGAAGGGAUGGAGCGAGUCCGUGAAAUGCUGGCCAACUGUUCCGUACGCCGACAUAUACAACUACCUUAUCAACACGCCGGGCCAGUACACACGCGAGAGCAUGAAAGCCAUGAAAUCACUGGACGGCUACAAAUAUUUCAUAUCGGGACGUAUUCAGACGUGUUUGUGUAACAUGCUGGAGAAGGACACGACUGUGUGCUUUGUGAAAGCAAAGGUAUCCCCAUCCCUACGGGCCAGCGACAAGCCACAGGAGCCGUGGGUGUGCCUGAACAAAAAACAGGGAAACGUUGUAGCUGCACAUUGUACAUGUGAAACGGGUUUGGGAGAGGCGUGCAGUCACAUUGCUGCUCUCUUGUUCAGAGUGGAAGCAGUGGGCAGAUUCGGCCUCAACCAGGAAUCGGAGGCAAGCGCUGACUGCGCCCAGAAAAAGGUCACAGCGCAACAUGGCAAGACCGCCAAGUGUAAAGUAAACAAACAGAGACGCGUAGAAGUGGCUGGUCUGGACGAGUCGCAACAACGUAGGGCCCUUAAAGCUCUCCGAAGAAUCUGUCCCACUGCCGGAUGUCUUACGAAAGCAGAGUCGGACAUGGACAGCGCCUCAGAAGAUGACCUGCCGCGGUUGCCGAGUUUACUGAGUGACGUCACACGCCGUCACAAGUCGGACUUCCUCCAAGGUCUGGACAGCGUCAACAGGCAACGCUAUGAGGAGAAGAUCAGCGCCGUGGGGGCCGAUCCGUAUCUGAUCCCCGCGACGGAGCAGAAAGCCGCCAGACACUGCAGCACCCAGGAGCUGCCAGCCCUGGCUUACCCUGACAUCUUCAUGUUUCUCAUCCAGGUCCCAGGGUACAGCGCGGUCGCUCUGAGGAAUUACCAGAACCUGGAGGCUUACCGGUACUUCCUCCGUGGCUGGGUCCGAUCUGUGAGGCUGUGCACCCAGAGAGACAAGUUCAUCAUAACCAGCCAGGUGAUCAAUCCAGAAGGCGUCGAUGAGAAUCCUCACCACGUGUGGGCUAUCGUUGAGCCCAACGGCCUUGUUGUUUCCGCCCAUUGCACAUGCAUAGUGGGCUUGGAGGCGGCCUGCUCACAUGUUGCUGCUACGCUCUUCGCCCUCGAUGCGGUUGUGCGCAUACAGCAAGCGACGUCAUCCCCGCCUCCUCCUGCCUCGCCAUGCAGCCAGCGGAGUGGCGAACCUGUGCACAACGGCGACCUUUCAUACCCAAACAAGAGGAGAAAGACCACAAACGAGGAUUCGGGAAACUCCAAGCCUCCAAUUCCACCUCCCACUGCGGAGAAACUGAAGCAGUUUUAUGAUAGCCUCGCCCGCUCAGGAGCUAAGAGUGUAAUUCUGUCUGUGCUGCCAGGCUACUGCAAGGAGUUUAACAGCUCCACCUGACCACACUCUGUGAUAUUUUAGAAGGAUGUAUAAAUGUACAUAAGGAAAACCAAACCACAAUAAAUGUUUGACAAAAACCUA
Molecule: messenger RNA, 1650 nt
Organism: Fundulus heteroclitus (mummichog)
Lineage: Eukaryota; Metazoa; Chordata; Actinopteri; Cyprinodontiformes; Fundulidae
Exons: 9
Coding region: 13-1569 (518 amino acids)
Molecular function (GO): zinc ion binding
Source: RefSeq, a predicted model, not a curated record